Molecule: messenger RNA, 750 nt
Organism: Papaver somniferum (opium poppy)
Lineage: Eukaryota; Viridiplantae; Streptophyta; Magnoliopsida; Ranunculales; Papaveraceae
Exons: 2
Coding region: 1-750 (249 amino acids)
Source: RefSeq, a predicted model, not a curated record
AUGGGGUUCCUCUCUCUGGUUAAUAAAAUGUCCUUCUCUGUUUUGUCUCUUUCUUACUCAAAUAUGUUAUCAACACGAAUUGCUAUGAACUCCUCUCUGUUAUUAAAAUUUCCUUCUCUCUGGUUAAAUUGUACUAUUAUCAGUGUAGGUGAUUUCCAAAGAGAUACGCUUAAGCUACAAGCACACCUCAAUUUCUGUGGGAUAAAACUCACAGAUAAAGAUUUGAUUCAAAAGACAUUGUCUACUUUCCCUUUGUCAUCUGUUAUUCUAGCCAACCAAUACCCCAUAGAGGUUGAUAAUAAAAGAAUAACAACUUUUAGCAAGUUGAUCAACUUAUUGCGGGUGGCCGAAAGGCACAAUGUAGUUCUAGCAAACAACAAUGCUAGAGCCCCUGGGAAGAAUAAAAUUCCUGAGGAUAACUAUGACAAGGAUAACAAAGGAAAACACCCGAAAGAAAAGAGGGUUAAAAAUGUUGAUUCAUAUUCUCAUGCUCCAUACUCACGUGGGGAUAACAACCCACGUGGAAGAGGACAAAAGGGUCAUCGUGGAAGGGUCCAUUGGCGUGGAGGCAAUUCAAAUACCUGGUAUAGAUAUGUUACUUCUGUACCUAGUGGUAGGGGCAACACUGUUGAAAAAGCACAUAAAAACCCUACACCUAAGAAGGUCGAGAAUGACAAUGCACCUUGUUACAGGUGUGGAAUAUCCGCACAUAAAAACCCUACCAGCAAUGCAAGGCUAGUGCCAAGGUAG